This is a messenger RNA of Paramecium octaurelia, 727 nucleotides long. Lineage: Eukaryota; Ciliophora; Oligohymenophorea; Peniculida; Parameciidae. The record is from the annotation of a GenBank genome assembly.
AUCUAGAAAAGUAUAAUGCCAAAAGGAAAGUAAAGCAAAUAAGAACAAGUUAAAACAACUGAAGUUGUUGACAAGAAAAUUAAAAAAGGAAAAAAGGCAAAAGCUAAUGAUGAACCAGCUGAAUAGCCUGCAUCACCACCUUAAUCUCCAAUUAAAAAGGGAAAAAAAUAAACAUAAGAAAAAAAACCAAAGGCUACUAAGGAUAGAUUUAGUAAUUUUUAAUUUGAAAUAAGAUAAACUUUAUUACCCUGAAACUCCUAACCAAUAAUUCCCAAAUUAAUUACAAGAAAAUGUAAUUAGUGUAAUUGCUUCAUUUGGAACAUCUGCACCAUUAAAAGAUAUUACAAAUAACCUCAGUUUGUUCUACACAAACUAAGUUGAAGAAUAGGCUGUUCAUAGUUUUUUGGCCUAAGCAGAAGAAAGUGGAAUUAUCUAUGAAAGAUCAGGAUAAUACCACGUUGCCAAUGAAUUGAUUCCACCAUAAGUAUUGGAAUGUAUUAAAAUUCUAGCCAUAACCAAAAUAAGUUGUAUCUCAAAGCAUUGAAUAAGAAGCAUUGCCACUAUAGGGAAUUGAAUCUGCAGUAAAAUAACAUUAAGAUAACGAUUAAAUUGAUUUUGAAGAAUAAAUUUAACACCAAGCAAGUGAGAAAAAAUAUGGUACAUAUUUAUAUUAAUUAAUAAAGCACAUAACGAGAAUGAUGAACCUCAGAAUUUAUUUGAUAAUUGA